Molecule: messenger RNA, 1307 nt
Organism: Telopea speciosissima
Lineage: Eukaryota; Viridiplantae; Streptophyta; Magnoliopsida; Proteales; Proteaceae
Product: BTB/POZ domain-containing protein At1g55760-like
Exons: 4
Coding region: 229-1215 (328 amino acids)
Molecular function (GO): protein binding
Source: RefSeq, a predicted model, not a curated record
AAAAAAAUAAAAAAUAAAGAGGAACAGAAGCAUUUCUUUUAAGAGCUUCCAAGUAUCUCUCAUAUCUAAUUGAAGUGUGUUAAGAGAUCAGUGAGAGUAUAUCUGUAAGUAAUUCUUCCAUGUUUAAGAGUGAUUUCUCUCUUAGUAAACCUGGGAAAGCCUGGAGAACUCUUGGACGGCAUCUUCGACUGCAUCCAUGAGAUUACCUCUGCCCUCGCCUUCGCUAGAAUGAGCGACUCCACCGCUUACAGAGUCGAAACCACCUCUCGUCUCGCUCAAUGGAAGAUCGAAAACUUCGCUUCUUGCACUUACAGGAAAUCCGAUCCCUUCAAGAUCGGAAACUGGAAUUGGCGUUUAUCAUUGGAGAAGAAUCGGACAUUAUCGAUUAAACUAUAUCCAGAGAUUUCGAACCUGACGAGAGAGCAACCCCCGAUUGCCUCCUUCAUCAUUCGCGUCCACUUCUCUGUUGGAGAUCGCAAGGCUCUUGUUCACCCAGGGAUAACAGACAAGCCGCUAAAGAACGACGACUUCGUCUGGACGAUUGAAACUCCAUUAACAGGGAAGUUCAUCAUCGAUGUGGAGUUUCUUGAUCUGAAGAUCGCAUCCCCAAUCGGUGGUGAGCCUUGUUCAAUUUGGGCACAAGGAUUCAUCCAGAAGCAGUCAAAUGCAGCAGGUUUAGCAUCACUUGGUCGAAUGUUAUCCGAAAGCAUCCACACGGAUAUCACGAUUUAUGCCUCUGAUGGGAGCAUUGGAGCGCACCGUGCUGUCCUCGCAACAAGAUCACCUGUUUUCUGCAGUAUGUUUUCACAUGACCUCAAGGAGAAGGAGCUAUCAACCAUAAACAUCUCUGACAUGUCAAUUGAAGCUUGCCAGGCUUUCCUUAAUUACAUCUAUGGAAACAUCCAACAUGAUGAGUUCCUCAUCCACCGGCUUGCACUCCUUCGUGCGGCUGAUAAGUAUGACAUUUCGGACCUGAAAGAGGCAUGCCAUGAGAGUCUUUUAGAAGACAUUGAUACUAAGAAUGUACUUGAGAGGCUACAGAAUGCAUCUCUUUAUCAAUUACCAAAGCUAAAGAGUAGUUGCAUGAGGUAUCUUGUGAAGUUUGGUAUGAUAUUUGAUAUUCGAGAUGAUUUCAAUGCUUUUCUGCAAUGUGCAGACAGGGAACUUAUAGCAGAAAUCUUCCAUGAGAUACUUACCACUUGGAAAGGUUUCUGAAAUACUGUUACAGGAUAUGUUUGUGAAGACAUUCUUUUGUUCAUGAUACUUGGUUAAGAUGAUGAUAUACAUUAUUCUUUACGUGAAACAAA